AACACAAUUAAUUUGCACAACAAUGGACUGAUGCGAACAGUUGUCGGCCGAUGUCUGCCAAGAAAAAAAACAGGCAACAGCAACAGAAACCGCAGGUACAGCAACAAUUACACGAUCGGCAGCAGCAACAAUUGCAAGUGCAACCGCAAAAAAAAAAAGAAACAACCAUAGCAGCAUGCCUCUGCGGCAGCCCGGCCAUAUCAACAAGAUUUUUGGUAGAAUUAAGCAUUUUGCCAGAGCUGCAGCCGCCGUUGCGUAUACGUAAUAUUAAAAAUAGGCUAGCACCCAGGCGGCAGGAUGAACAAGCGCAGCGUAAUCAUAGCGGGAAUCGUGGCCAGCCUCCUGGGCUUGGUUUUGGGCGCCAACUUCUACUUCAUGUACUACCUCAGCGCCGAGGAGGGGCAUUUGGCCAGUGUACGGGCGCUGGAAAACAAGAUCAGGCACAAGAUGCGCCAUCUGAAACCCGCCUACCUCAACCGGAAUCCGCGCUUCUUUAUGUUCCGGAAUAAGCUCCUGAAAAACUAUAAGGCGGCGCCAUACGAGAAUGCCAGCGUGCUCUGGGACAUUGCCAAUUGGUGGCCACACGAAAAUGAAGUGUACCCGCUAUACGAUUCAUCGAUGGGCCAACUCCUAGAGACCCUGCGUCGUGAACCAAUCACGAGGGUGAGCAACCUCGCACGCGGGACCCAAUUGAAGCUACUGAUGCGCCUGUCGCAGCAGCAGAAGGUGAUCUUCAAGCCACAGUGGUAUCCGAGAGACGAGGUAGUGGAGGGAACGGUGUACAGCGGGAAAGAUCGACACACGGCGGAAGUAUAUGCCUUUUAUUUGGGAGCCGUCCUAGACCUCCGAUGGACGCCUAUCGUGGUGGGCCGGGUGGUGAACUUGAAGAAGGAGAUCUAUGAAAACGGGGAUCAGGAGUUGCAGAACACGAUAAACAUAGAGAAGGAUGAGGAUGGCAAGGAGACCUACUGCUUGUACGGAAAGUGCCACUACUGCAACGAGGAAGAAAGUGUUUGCGGAGAUGAAAGGCAUAACAUCGAGGGCGUGCUCAUCUACAUUGUGCCGGGAACUCUGGCGAAGCGACGGUCCCCCUGGCAGCGCACCUACAAGGACGAUAAGCGAGCUCCUUGGGAGGAUGACAUGAACUACUGCAAGUCUCUGAAGAAUAAAAUGGAAACUAUUCGGUUGCUGGACCUUAUCGAUGUUGCCAUCUUCGACUACCUGAUUCAGAAUGGAGAUCGGCAUCACUACGAAACAAGGGAGGAGCGCGUCGUUCUAAUCGAUAAUGGAAAAGCCUUUGGAAAUCCCAAUAAGGACCACUUGGAUAUACUGGCUCCUCUGUAUCAGUGUUGCCUCUUACGAAAGUCCACUUGGGAUCGCCUGCAAGUGUUUUCCGGAGGUGUCCUAACCGAACUGGUGGACCGAUUAUCCAAGCAAGAUAUCCUUUACCCACUUAUCACUGAUAAACACAAAAAGGGCGUGGAAAGGAGGCUUUUGGUGGUUUAUUCCGUGGUAGAGCACUGUAUGGACCUCGAGGGAGAGAAAAUGUUUAAAACUCUCUAGGCAUCUGGAAGUCCAAGCCUUUGUUAAGCCCAGGCCUUUCUGCACUCACGUCCCACAAAACGAAAUAAUUGUAGAUAGGAACGUAUCCAAUAAUUAUAGAGAAAUUUUAAAAUACAUAAUGUCGAAAACGUUGCGUUUUUGUCUUAAAAGACUAAAAAGUGACGAAAAAUUAAGCAAAAAAACAAAAACUUUGCCAUUUUCAAAUUUUAAACUCGCAUAUCUUCGAUAUUUUCCAAAAGAUUCUAAUAUAUUAUGUAUUAGUUAUUUACAUAUGUAUGUUUAGAUUACAUUUUUGAACAGAGCUCGACACCAUACCUUAUGAAAAUGUAAAGAGAACCUUAAAGAAAAUAUACAAAAGUUUAGUUUUAAGAAUAGGUAUCGUCGUUAUUUAAUAGGUACAAUUUUAGAAAAUUUUAAACUUCACAACUAUAUUUUUUCACUUAUCUCACGAGAAUAUAAACAGUCAAAAAUAAA
This is a messenger RNA of Drosophila bipectinata, 2037 nucleotides long. Its product is annotated as glycosaminoglycan xylosylkinase homolog. The record is from RefSeq and is a predicted model, not a curated record. Gene Ontology annotation, molecular function: phosphotransferase activity, alcohol group as acceptor. Gene Ontology annotation, biological process: protein phosphorylation. Gene Ontology annotation, cellular component: Golgi apparatus. Lineage: Eukaryota; Metazoa; Arthropoda; Insecta; Diptera; Drosophilidae.